CCGUGGGUUUUCUCAAGCACCUGACAACUGCCCACGCGUUUGAAGAAAGCAGCCAUCGUUGCGGCUUGUGGCCAGACGACAACUAACCUCCACACCGCGCACACAGGCUACGUGGCUUCACGCACGUGCACACGUCACGAGCACGGUCCGCGUGCAGGGCGGAGCACGGUGAGGGCCGCAUAACGGGAACAUCGAUUGAGCCACAGGUGAGAGCGGCUCUAACACCGGCUCAUAUCAAAGGAAGCGUGUUUAAGUUACCUGCGGAGCUGUGACCUGCUUCGAUACGUCGUGUUAUGUUGGAGUGUCCCCUAUCAUGUUCUAUUUGAAGGCGAAGGUACAGUUCGAAGUUACUUCCCGCACGAUGUGUGUGUGUAGGAGGCAGGGCACGUGUAUCUGACCAGGUGUGUCUGCGAAACAGGAUCUGAUAAAGCUGUGUUUGCCAUUUCGAACUAAGACUUUGGUCCCUUGUAGGUGUCAGACGCUCAUGAGGCGAGGAACUGAUUAGAAUCAUUAGAUCACCGAGACUUGCCCUGCUUCUGACCAGGAUGUAUCCGGACUGGCCGUGCUGUCAGCCUGGAAAUUCCCAGUGAUAACCCAGGCAACUGCAACAGCGACGAGACACGACGAGGUGCGGGAAACCCAGUUGCCUCAUGUGAAGUACUAAGCCGUUGCGACGACAACCACUCGUUUUGUGCGAAGGCCUACCUCUAUAACUACUCCCAUGGUGCAGAGCUGCUGGUGUCUGACUGCUUUUAUAUGGAUGUGUGUCUAACACAAACCCUAACCUUCUAUUUAUUCGUUCAUCUGUUUGAGUUCACGACUGAAAGAUGCUCGGGUCAAGCGGCAGACGACACGUCAGCUAGUGUGUGUAUCAGAGCUUUUCCACUAUUUCCGCUUGUGUCGGCUGUUUAUUUGUUGUUGUUUGCCUAGAAAACUGAUGAUGUCAGUCGGAAAUUCGUGGAAGGACUACAUGCAACCUUUGGGGGAGUACCUUCGCGCCAGUUUCGACUUUCGGUCAGACCAUGGCGGCCAAUAUUCCUUGACUUCGUCGUUAACCAUGUCUUUUAUUAUUUUGUUCUGCCUUACUGAGCAGCCAUGACAGACAAAACAGCAUGAAUCAAAUCUUGUUGCUGUGCUGCUGAUGGAUAUGGUCUAAAGUGGAUGCUGUAUAGCCCGUGGAUUUUGUCUACUCUAGUAGACACUCGACUGCCAGUGAAUUUCUUUGACUUGUGAGGUCAGUGAAAUGCCAGUGAGUUUCUUCAUCUUCUUGUGGUCAUUAAUAUGCCAGUGGAUUUCAGUGACUUUCUCGGUGAUUAUGCAGUCAGUAAAUUUCACUCAGUCUUGUGACCACUAAACUGCCAGUCGAUUUUCUUUAUUCUAGUGGUCACUCCAGUUUUAGUCAUUUUCACCGGCUUUUGAGGAGAUGAAAUUUCCGUCCUGAAAACAUCUUGUGGUCACUUUUCCGACUUUGAUCACCUCUAGCGAAAGGUCAGGAAACUGGAGGGCAACAUACUCCAUAUCCCCUUUCCUGCCAGGACUUUGUGUACACUUCACAACUUAGGAAAAAUCUGCACAUAAGUCUUUGUAUGGUGGUCUCGCCUAAGGAGAAGUGAGAGGGUGCUCCUAUCGACUCAAAUAUUAUUAACGGAAAAACUGUACAUAGAGCGUGUGUGUGUGUGUGCAGAAAAUAUCUCAGAGAAUGCCUUGGAAAGACAGAAGUAAAAAGAAGAGACAUGGCAAACAAUCAAGGAGGGAUGAAGGGGAGAGAAACCCCCCUCCCUGUGGUCCUUGUCUUGUUGUGUCCACAGACAUCGAGCAGACAUCCAGAGUUGUCGCGACAACCGACUUUCAGGUACAGGGAGCCCAUGAUGAUCUUCAAAAAGAAAUUGAAAAAGUUAGUACUCUGCAGAUAAACAAAAGUGAAAGUAAUGAAAGAGGCAGUCUUCAAACACCUACAAAAGGAGCUAGCUUGCAAGAGCACGCUGGAGGAGGCGACUCACGAGGGCAGUAUGAAGGCGCGUGUCAACAAAACAAAGAGUGUUUACAGGAACAUAAUGAACUAAAAACUGAGGAACCCUGGCAUACUGUACCAAGUCGAAAAUCUAACAAAAACAAAUCAAAUGAUUCCCAACAAAAGUCGAUUCCAGAGUCUCAAAACCUUCUACGGGGCGGCCCUACAUGUUCCAGAUCGUGCAAUCCUAGACCUUCCAGGAUGGACAGUCGUACAGGUCAUAGCGUCAGAGAGACUAGUCCAUGUCGCAGCAACCCAUAUGUACCACGUGCUGCCAACAUCCGGCCUCAUGUUCGAUACCCCCUUCGUUCACAUCAACAACCUUCUGCUGGUCAUCUUAAAAAGAUGCAGGGACAGGAGGCAGUCACACAGUUAGAAACGGACACAGAAGUCCAGAGAUGUAUAUCCGAUAUCAAGAAGCUAAUAAAGGAGAUGUACAAAGACAAAGAUGGUGGUCACAGGUCGAAAGAUAUCGGCAGCGAGAUUUUCCAGACACUGGCGAGGCAAGAUUUUCCAAAAGCUUUCAAGGAAGCGUACUGUGUGCCCCCAUGGCUGCCCCCGUGCGUGUGCCCCUCACAGACGACACGUCCUGCCCAGGGCAGGGCACUUCAUCAGCGGGACGGUGACGUAGAAGGGUUGCGCGCUGAAUGUUUGGUCUCUAGAACUUUCAGGGCGUUAAGCGUUUGGUUUGCUAAGCAUAAGCAGCCAUCCAUGUUCAUCAUAGUCAAGUUUUGUCUGGACAACCUGCUGGGUUGGUUGGGGCCGCGCGGUACGGAGAAGCUCGGUACAUGCCAGGAAUUUCAGAUCUUUUGGGAUGACAUUUCCAGCCUGGAGAUAAUUCAAAGGAGAAUUGGAAGGCGGGAAGCGGACCUGGUCGUGCUGCAUCCCGAGAAAAGCAUCAUCUUUGUAGAGGUCAAGGCAGUAGGAAGUAAAGAUGAGAGUAGAAAGGAAGAAAUAAUUCUGAAGAAAAUUGGAAAAGCAGUAGAUGGACUAAAGAAGGACACUGAAAUACUGACUAGUGUAAUGACACGUUCAAGUUACAGCAAAGGAAUGCAGAUGCAGCUGGUGGUGGCACUGCCCAACGUCAGCAGGACACAGCUCGAGGAAGUCAGGGCUUGCAGCAAACGAAAACUGAAGGGUGUGAACUUUCUUUGCAAAGAUGAGCUGCUUUGCAUUGAUAAUGACAGUGUGCCUGACGUUGAGAAAGACCUGAACAGCUUUCGUCGGUGGUGGGACAACCUACCCACAUCACACAGUUCGAAUGAUGAUUUGGGGCUGAUAGAAGUCAUCGGCAAGUACGUUGGGCGGCUGUCGUUACCCGUGAACCCACGUGAUGGGAACCAGCUGCAUCAGCUGCGGCACAUCAGCGACUGCGUGCGUCAUGCGGUCCGACUGCGGGAGCUGCUACGUGCCACUCAGAAUGAAAAGGUGAAGAAGACGGUAAAGAGCAAACCGUGCUGUUCCCAAGCUCUAGCACUUCUUAAGCACGUAGAAUGGAUGGAAGCAAAGGAACCGGCACACCAUAGGACAGAGGACCAGGAAAUAUCCCAUUGCUUUGGUCUCUCGCCCCUGUGCAUCAGACACCGGAAACAUAACCCCAAAUUCAAGGUCACCGAAUGUAGACUUUGCGGCAAAGAGCUGGCAACUUUUCUCAAGGCUGAACAGCUGCUAGCGACCUGUCCACAAGAAAAUUCUUCAUUGCAGGUCAGAUCUCCUCUCCACAACCCUGUGGUUGGCGGCGCAAGACUAAAGAUAUCACGUGACAAGAGACAAAACUCAUCUACAGACGCGGCCAGGUGUGAAGAACCACCGAGCUCAAGAGAAACACUGACUGACAGCGGCGGUCAAAGACCUGCCCCUGCAGCUCAACCAGGAGCCAACAUCAACCGCAGCAACAUCGUUCCUGUCGUCAUGUUCAAUCUUCCCAUGAAUCACAGCGACCCAGACGAUAACCAGUACAGUGAAUAUCUAGAUACGUGUCCUUUCAUUCAGGCGCUGCGGAAGGAGCGGGUGGACGUGCACGUGACAAGAGACCUCAGAGGCCAUGACUCUGAUGUCGUAGCACGCGGGAUGGUGGUCAGCUGCGUGGACAACUGCCAGGGGAUAGAAGAGGCGGUUGUGGUCUUUGUUCCGAGCGAACUCGCGGUCAUUCAAGGGGCAGAGCAGCAGGAAGGCGGAGUCAACACAGAAAGUUCCGCCCCCACCGUCGCCAGCAUGGAAUGGGAAAGUGGUGACAUCAGGAGGUUCCACCCUUGGGACCGGACCAACAUGGCAGUCGCUGGGUCGAGAUGCUUCGGUCUUUUCAUUCUCAUGGUGCCGUGAGUGUGGAGUGUCAGAGGAUGCAGGCCCGGCAACAGUAGCAUUCCGACACAGCAACAAAGUUUCUUUGUCAAUAAGCAAUAACCCGAAGAGUGCCAGGGUAUGUGUGUUUACAGUACACGUAUUGAGGGUAAUGAAUAUUAGGCAAUGUAUUCGAUGGCAAAGAUGAUGUAGGUUACAGGAAUCGGGUAAAGGGUAAUGCACUCAAUGGCGAAGAGGAUUCGUUUACAGGAAAUGGACAUUUAAUGAAAAAAUGAUGUAGCAACAGUCCAGGGCUUCUGCUAAGGCUAAAUUCUUUGGGUUCCCAUGGACCCUUUCUUCAGAUUUUUAAGGGGUCCCUGUUCUGCGCCCAACUUUGAAUGGGACCCCAUUGACGAAAAUUGAAGGGGUCCUCCGAACUUUUAAUGCGUACUGUACGCAAUUUUUGGCGUAAGCAGAAGCCCUGCGGCUUACAGAAGGUGGGUAAUGGCAUUGAAUGGCUGACAUGUUUUGCUGUAAUAGAGGAGACAGCGGGGGAUACAUCCUAUAAUUUUGCAGUUAUCUGAAAUCUAGUUCUAAUCGUGGUGAAUAAUGAGGCCAUUUGUAAUGUUGCUAGUCGUGCAGUGCAUUUUGUAUCUGCUCAUCAUGAGAAGGACAUUGUGCAAUCGUCAAAUUUCACCUUCUCUUUGUUCACUUUUUACACUCCAAAACUUACUACAAAAUUCCAAAUGUUACUAUAGCCCACCAUCAUACUUCAAGACUUGUCAAAAUAUUGCAAGUGUGAGUGAAUUAUUUACAACACUCCUUUCUUCAGCUAUUUUCGAUAUUCCCCCAAAUUAUGCCAAACGUGACAUGAUCUCUGUUUAAACAGAAAGCAGCCUUAUUGACAGAUUAUUUAUCCUUCAUUGUUGAAAACUCCUUAACAUCUCUUGAUGUUUAUUGUGUGUAAGGCAGCACAUAGUUGCCUGGUUCACCAUCACGAGGGGGUCCUGUCUGUCCUGUCUGUCCUGUCUGUCCUGUCCCACUCGAUGGUGGCUUUUCUGCUGUUGCCUGUACACACUUCCAAAUGUUUAAAUGGAAAUCGAGUGUUCCCCAACUAUGGACAAAUGAUGCAUAAUGUUUAUAAUCGCCUUAUUCUAUUGUUACUUUAUUUUUAUGGCAAAUAAUCUAUUUUUUAACGAUAUUUUCUAAGGCAGCGACGCCAGUGUUAGGAUUUGUUGUGAUUAUUGUUAAGACAAACAACCACACUACACCAAAAGUGUUGUAUCGGAUAAAAAAGUUGUGUUUAAUUCUGUUACAAGAAGAUGAUGUUAAAAAUGGGGGAUGGGGUAUGUGAAAACAAAGUUUGAGAUUAAAAGUAUUGAAGGCGAUUCAGAAACUUUCUUCAAAUGGAAUUUUCCUGAGCAUUUAUUGAUACUUUGGAGCAGUAUUAUGAAGUGGUCGCACCACAAUAUGCUCAUUUAAGGAGGAUGCUGUAAAAGAACAACAAUGACUUUUUGUAUAAAGGCAACAGUACAAUUAUCACAGGUGACAUCACUGUUUGUUUCUAAAAGCUAGCCUGCUGCAAUACUUUUCCUUGAGAAUUGCUAAUUUCAUCUUGACAUUCAUGAUGGCUUUCUGUGUCGAGCAGUGUUGGUGAGGUGAGCACAACAACAAUAAUAAGAUUUGCAUUCCAGCUACGGUGUUGAUUGUUAGUUUUGUUUCACAAUGAUAUCUGAUUGGUGUAUUUUAAUCUUAUUUUUCUGAAGCAGCGAUGUCAGGGUUUGUAACGACAGUGACAACGAGAGUGUUUGUUACCAGAAGAAGCCCGUGGUGGUCUCAUUCCUGACCUUCGCCAGUCCCCUGUUAGGAAACGUCACGUGAUCUUGUUGCAGCCAAACAGAUCUCUCAAUUUAAACAUCGACAGUUUCAUCCCAUCGAAUAUUUUCAUCUUUCUGACUAUCUUUUGUUGUUUAAGAGAGACAUUGUUGCCCGGAUGUGUAGUUUUGAAGUUCUAACUUGUUCUGUUUUUACCUGGUCUCCUACCUGCUGUAUACAGAACCUCUCUCUUGCCAGGUGUAGACAGUAACUUUGUCUAGAGUUGUACAGCUGAAGCUAUCUAUGGUAGGCCAAUCUUUGCCUUCCAGGUGUAUACAGGUGAUCUUACUUUACUAUUCUACAGCUUUACAGGUGUGUCUAUCUGCAGAAAUGCCGAUCUGUAGUAAAAUUAUUCUUUUGUGAUGUCUUUCCAUUUUGGACUUUCCAUGAAUCCGUCAUUUUUAAUACCGAAACUGUUUACCUGACCGAAGCUCAUUUGUUGUUGUUGUUGUUGUUGUUGUUUCUGCUGUAAUUUUGAAAUAUCGGGUGUGGCUUUUUUUAGCUCAAAAGUCAUCCCGGCUAAAAAUAGCACCACUGGGUGGUGAUGAUGAUUUGCAUUAUAACUGUCAUUAUCAUGUUGUUAGUCAUCACCAUCCUCCCAGGGGUUAAGUAAGGUGAGCAGGUCUGGCUGAAGCACUGAUGGCGACAGGUAAACCAAGGUCCCGAAGCCGAGAUGAUUCUUUGCUGGCCUAAUGAUGAUUCUUUGCUGGUGUUAGUACGGUUUUCCCCCAUUUUGUGUGGAGGGGACACACAGGACCACUAGUCAUGUCGGUUCGGUAAGAACAGGGCAAACAUCACUUGUGUACUCGGGAUUUUCCGUCGCUGUAAGUGUGAUUUGAGUGCUAAAUAUAGCAGUGAUCCUUGUGUGUGAUUGUGAUACAUGACACCUGCAAUAUCAGUGGCAUAUUGUGAUACUCAGUUGUCUGACCAGUUCAUCCGUUGUUUGUGAUCAAAGAUGAUGUCAAGCGCAAUUAUGUCAACAAUACUUUUUUCGAGUAAACAUUUUUCACAUUUUCACUUGUAAAUUGGGAAUGUGAUGCAAAGUGAAUGUGAUUGAAAAUGCAUGUUUCAUGAACUUUCUACUUAAGGCCUUUCUAUUUAUUAGUAACUCUAUUACUGAGAAACUGUUUUUAAUUUUUAUAGUUUUAUUUACACGGUAGAUAUAUGUUUACAUGAUAUUUUUACUGAUAACAGUCUUUCUUUUACAUGUUGUGUAUGUUUGGUGCGCGUGUUUGUGAGGACUAGUGUCAGUGGUCGUGGGUGUGUACCUUUGAAGUAUGCCUGGAAUGUUCUCUGUUGAAUCGUGUGUGAGAUAUUUAUUAUCAAUAUUUUAUAUAUGGAUACUUGUUAUGUCUGAGUGCAGCUGCUUCGGUUAUGUCAGCGAUGAGAGCAAACAUUUUACUUAAAUCGCACGCUUUGUUAGAAUGAUGAUGAUGAUGAUGAUGAUGAUGAUGAUGGUGGUGGUGGUGGUGGUGGUGUUAUGAUUGUUAUUAGUAAGCUGCUUUAAUAAUUCUUAAUAAAGAUGAUAA
Molecule: messenger RNA, 7695 nt
Organism: Pomacea canaliculata
Lineage: Eukaryota; Metazoa; Mollusca; Gastropoda; Architaenioglossa; Ampullariidae
Exons: 8
Coding region: 1700-4333 (877 amino acids)
Source: RefSeq, a predicted model, not a curated record